Molecule: messenger RNA, 9143 nt
Organism: Hippopotamus amphibius kiboko
Lineage: Eukaryota; Metazoa; Chordata; Mammalia; Artiodactyla; Hippopotamidae
Gene: PFAS
Product: phosphoribosylformylglycinamidine synthase
Exons: 27
Coding region: 3307-7323 (1338 amino acids)
Biological process (GO): 'de novo' IMP biosynthetic process
Molecular function (GO): phosphoribosylformylglycinamidine synthase activity
Source: RefSeq, a predicted model, not a curated record
UCAUCCCCCUAACAAUUCACUCAUUCCACCAACAGAAAAAUGUGUUGGCCGCCUAUUUUAUGUGAAGCCCCAGGCUGGUCUUUGGGGAGACAGCCCUGAUGUAGACAGUCCUGUUUCUGUGCUCUUGCAGCUUUUGUUUCACUGGGAAUGAUAGACGAAAAUCAGCUGGUUUAAUAAGCAAAAUGGUUUUGGGAUGUGAUAAUUCCCAGGAAAAAAUUAUGGUAUGGAGGACAACUGAGGCGCGAAACUUUCAGAAGGGUUAAGGGGAAUUCCCUGGCGGUCUUGUGGUUAAGACUCAGCCCCCUCACUGCCCAGCGUUCGGGUUCAAUCCCUGGUCAGGAAACUAGGAUCCCACAAGACGCGCAGCGCGGCCAAAAGAAAUUUAAAAAAAGAAGAUAAAAAGAAAGGUCAAAGCUUGGGGUGGGAGCCGCUGAGAAAGGGAGGAAUCAAAUCUGGCAGGAGCACUUGUUGCUGAAAUGAGACCUGUCCUGGAACUUGUCAGUCUACAAGUUUGAGAUUUUUUUGGUUUUUAAGCCCCAGGUAUUGUUCUAAACCUUGGUAAUCCAAUGGAGUUAAAAUAGCUACAGUUCAUGCCCUCAUCGAGAUUUUGUUCUAGUAGGGAAGGUAGAACUAAAAAUACGAUGUCAGAUAGUGAUAAGUACUAUAUAGGAGAUUAAUAGAAGGCCAUCUCAUAAUGGCUACUUCAGAACGGUUGGUCAAGGAAGUCCUUUCCAGGAAGGUGAAUUUUGCAUGAAAUCUAAAUAACAAGAAAGAGCUAGCCAUGCAGAUAUCAGGGUGAGAAAAAUACCUUUUUGAACUGAGUUUGGCAAGUUAGAAUAAUGGAAAAGCAGCCGGUGUGGUUGGUGCAUUGUGGGUGAGAAGGAGAGUGGCAUGAAACAAGGUUGGAGAGGUAGACAAUGGCCAGACCACAUAAAGCAGGGUACUAAGUUGGAAUGUUAUACCGUGUGUGAUGAGAAGCCAUGAUCUCAUUUAUGCUAACUUAUAGCAAGUGGAUUGUGACUGGGGCAGGAGUAGGAUCUGGGGUCCUGGUCAGGAGGGCCACUGUUGCCUUAGUCCAAGUGAGUACUGGUACUGACUUGAACUGGAGUGAUGGUAACAGAGAGGAAAGGACAUGGACAGAUUUGGGAUAUGUUUGGAAAUAGAUUCCCUCGUUGACUGGGUAUAGAGAGGGCUCAAGAGAAGAAAAAUUAAGGUUGACUCCUGUGUUUUUGGCUUGAGCAACAGAUUGGAUGAUGGUGGUGUUAACCAAGAUGGGGAAAAUUGCGGGAACUACAGGUCUGGAGAAACGAUAAAUCAAAAUUUCUGGGACUUCCCUGCUGGCACAGUGGUUAAGUAUCUGCCUGCCAACGCAGGAGACAUGGGUUUGAUCCUUGGUCCAGGAAGAUCCCACUGCCGGGGAGCAACUAAACCUGUGCACCACAACUACUGUGCCCUCGCAAUGCAACUACGGAAGCCUGCACACCUAGAGCCUGUGCUCCGCAACAAGAGAAGCCACUGCAAUGAGAAGCCCCCACACGGCAACGAAGAAUAGCCACCCCCCCUCGCCACAACUAGAGAAAGCCUGCACACAGCAACAAAGACCCAAUGCAGCUGAAAAUAAAAAUAAAUAAAUAAAUUUAAAAAAAAAAUCAAAAUUUCUGUUUUGGCCAAAACAGGCUGUGUUUAUGAGAUAUUUAUAUGGUGAUGUCACCUAAGCAUUUUUAAAGGACAUUUUUUAAGAAUUUUAACUUAUUUUUGGCUGUGUUGGGUCUUCGUUGCUAUGCACAGGCUUUCUCUAGUUGCAGUGAGCUGGGGCUACUGUUGCUUGUGGAGCGUGGGCUUCUCAGUGCAGUGGCUUCUCUUGUUGCAGAGCACGGACUCUAGGCACACGGGCUUCAGUAGUUGCUGCACAUGGGUUUAGUUGCACCAUGGCAUGUGGGAUCCUCCCGGACCAGGGAUUGAACCCCGUGUCCCCUGCAUUGGCAGGUGGAUUCUUAACCACUGCGCCACCUGGGAAGUCCUAACCUAAGUAUUUGAAUGUACUGGUUUAGAGUUUCAGGGAGAGUCAGAGUUGAAUAAAGUUAGGGAAUCCGUUGGCAGAUAUUAACUCUAGUCAUGCUAAAUUGCCAUUUUUGGUAAAAAUAAAGGUUGAAUGCUGGCAGUUUCAUUGGUUCAUUCUAAUAGAUGGUAUUUAAAGCCACAGGUCUGGAUGAAGUCACUUGGGAAGAGCAUUUAGAGGGAAGAGAACAAAGGGCAGAGCCUUGGGCACACACCAUUUAGAGGUGAGCAGAAGAGUAGGAGCCAGCACAGGUGACUGAGAAGCAGCAACCAGAAGGCAGAGGAAUAUCAGGAGAGUGGUGUCAAGAGAGGAAGGGGUUUCAGGAAGUAAGGAAUGAAUUAAGUCAAAUGCUGUGGAGAGGUUGAAUAAGGUGAGCAGUUAAGUGACCUCUAGAUUGGCAACGUUGCAGUCUGGUGACCUUGACAGAAUAGUCAGAUUCAGCCUUGAGUAAGUUAGAUUUGAGAUGCCUAUGAGUUGUCCAAGUGAAGAAGUGAGGCAAUGAGUUUCCUUUCCUCCCACUUCCUUGGAAAGAGGCCGUGUACACCUGGGAGUCCUGUGUGUGUGUGAGAUCAGAGCUGAAUGAAUGGUGCGGAUCAGAAGCCCUCAGCUCUUCUAGGAGGGAGGUGUCCCUGAGUGCUGGGCAGCGAGGAGGGCCUCCCAGAGCUGGUGAGACCUGUACUCACCUUGACAAAUGGGAAGGCUUCGGAUAGGAUAGGGAUAGGCAUAGAUGCUCUAGGAUAGGGCAGAGGAAUGGCGAGGAGGCCAGGCAGGGUUUAGUGAGUAAAGCCAGGGUCCUGUUGAGAAGAAAUGGGAUCAGAAGUUGAAAAGUAGCUGGGGAUAGAUGUGGAGGGCCUUUGACUGUCAGGCUAAAGUCUUUGGAUUUACCUUGAGCAGGGACAUACUAUUCUGAAACACUGAAGUAGAGGAACUAUCAUUUGACUUCACUGGCCAGCCCAGUCCAGCUCCUCUUUCACGUUUACGCUUAGAUAUUAUUUCCCUUUGGAAGUCUUUCCAACUUCCAAAGUGCUAGGUUGGUACCCACAGUCCCUUGGCCUUGACCACACUGGACUGGAAAUGUCUGGAUACGUUUAUCCCUGAGUACCUACACUGCUUUCCCCCACCCUGUCGCUAAUGCCUCCGAAGUCUCAGCUGUCCCUGAAAUUUGAAAUCGGUUCAACAGAUAGGCUCUAGUUAAUGUUAUUUUUUAGGAACCUAACUCUUCUCUUCAGCACGGGACACCUGCAGAGAUGUCCUCAGUCCUUCACUUCUAUGUCCGUCCAUCUGGCCACGAGAGGGCAGCCUCUGAAUACACUCAAAGGAAGCUGCAAGGGGAACUGCCAGAGCUGCAGGGUGUCAAGACUGAGCUGUGCUACAACGUGAACUGGACAGCUGAGUCCUCCCCGAGCGCUGAGGAGAUGAAGAAACUGACGUGGCUGUUUGGCUGCCCCUUGUUCCUGGACGAUGUUGCUCAGGAGUCCUGGCUUCUUCCUGGCUCCACGGACCUGCUGCUGGAGGUCGGGCCCAGGCUCAACUUCUCCACCCCGACAUCCAGCAACAUCGUGUCCGUGUGCCAGGCUGUGGGGCUGGGGGCUGUGGACCGCGUGGAGCCGACCCGGCGCUACUUGCUCUCGUUUGCCCACCCGCCUUCGGCUGAGCUGGAGGCCACGGCCCUGGCCACCCUGCAUGACCGGAUGACCGAGCAGCACUUCCCCCGUCCCAUCCAGAGCUUCUCCCUGGGGUGCAUCCCAGCACCCCUCAGUGGCCCAAUCGACAUACUGGCUGAGGGCCGGUCUGCCCUGGAGAAAGCCAACCAGGAGCUAGGUCUGGCCCUAGACUCCUGGGACCUGGAUUUCUACACCAAGCGCUUCCAGGAGCUGCAGCGGAACCCCAGCACCGUGGAGGCCUUCGACUUGGCUCAGUCCAAUAGUGAGCACAGCCGACACUGGUUCUUCAAGGGCCAACUCCACGUGGAUGGGCAGGAGCUGGCACACUCGCUGUUUGAGUCCAUCAUGAGCACCCAGGUGGCCUCAAACCCCAACAACGUCCUCAAGUUCUGUGACAACAGCAGUGCAAUCCAGGGGAAGGAAGUCCGAUUCCUGCGGCCGGAGGACCCCACACGGCCAAGCUGCUUCCUGCAGUGUCAGGGGCUGAGACAUGUUGUCUUCACAGCAGAGACCCACAACUUCCCCACAGGAGUAGCCCCCUUCAGUGGUGCAACCACUGGCACAGGGGGCCGGAUCCGAGAUAUCCAGUGCACAGGCCGUGGGGCCCACGUGGUGGCUGGCACUGCUGGCUAUUGCUUUGGAAACCUACACAUCCCAGGUUACAGUAUGCCCUGGGAGGAUCCAAGCUUCCAGUAUCCUGGGAACUUUGCCCGACCCUUGGAGAUUGCCAUUGAGGCCAGUAAUGGGGCUUCUGACUACGGCAACAAGUUUGGGGAACCAGUGCUGGCUGGCUUUGCCCGCUCCUUGGGCCUCCAGCUCCCGGAUGGCCAGCGUCGUGAGUGGAUCAAGCCCAUCAUGUUUAGUGGAGGCAUUGGAUCCAUGGAAGCUGAGCACGUGAGCAAGGAGCCCCCAGAACCAGGCAUGGACGUUGUUAAGGUUGGGGGUCCUGUCUACAGGAUUGGAGUUGGGGGCGGAGCUGCGUCGUCUGUGCAGGUGCAGGGAGACAAUGCCAGCGACCUGGACUUUAGGGCUGUGCAGCGGGGAGACCCGGAGAUGGAACAGAAGAUGAACCGCGUGAUCCGGGCUUGUGUGGAGGCCCCCGGGGGGAACCCCAUCUGCAGCCUCCAUGACCAGGGCGCUGGUGGCAAUGGCAAUGUCCUGAAGGAGCUGAGUGACCCAGCUGGAGCCGUUAUCUACACCAGCCGCUUCCAGCUCGGGGACCCGACCCUGAAUGCCCUGGAAAUCUGGGGGGCCGAGUACCAGGAGUCAAAUGCACUUCUGCUGAGGCCCCCUGACCAGGACUUCUUGCGUCGUGUCAGCGCCCGGGAACGCUGCCCAACUUGCUUUGUGGGCACCAUCACCGGAGACAGGAGAAUAGUGCUGGUGGAUGAUCGGGAGUGUCCUGUGGGAAGAGAUGGCCAGGGGGAUGCCCCCCCAACUCCUCCCCCGACCCCUGUGGACCUGGACCUGGACUGGGUGCUGGGCAAUAUGCCCCAGAAGGAGUUCUUCCUCCAGAGGAGUCUCCCCGUGCUUCAGCCUCUGGUCUUGCCCCCGGGGCUGAGUGUGCGCCAGGCUCUGGCGCGGGUCCUCCGCCUGCCUGCGGUGGCCAGCAAGCGCUACCUCACCAACAAGGUGGACCGCUCUGUGGGCGGCCUGGUGGCACAGCAGCAGUGUGUGGGGCCCCUGCAGACCCCUCUGGCCGACGUGGCGGUUGUGGCACUGAGUCACCAGGAGCUCAUAGGGGCUGCCACAGCCCUGGGAGAGCAGCCAGUCAAGAGCCUGCUGGACCCCAGGGUCGCUGCCCGGCUGGCCGUGGCCGAAGCCCUCACCAACCUGGUGUUUGCUCUGGUCACUGACCUCCGGGAUGUGAAAUGCAGCGGGAACUGGAUGUGGGCGGCCAAGCGCCCGGGGGAGGGCGCGGCUCUGGCUGACGCCUGCGAGGCGAUGGUGGCAGUGAUGGCGGCCCUGGGUGUGGCGGUGGACGGCGGCAAGGACUCCCUCAGCAUGGCCGCCCGGGUUGGCUCUGAGACCGUGCGGGCUCCCGGGUCCCUGGUCAUCUCAGCCUAUGCUGUCUGUCCAGACAUUACAGCCACUGUGACUCCGGACCUCAAGCAUCCUGGAGGGAGAGGCCGCCUGCUCUAUGUGCCUCUGAGUCCUGGGCAGCACCGGCUGGGGGGCACGGCUCUGGCCCAGUGCUUCUCCCAGCUUGGUGAGCAGCCUCCCGACCUGGACCUUCCCGAGAACUUGGUGCGAGCCUUCCGUAUCACCCAGGGGCUGCUGAAAGACCGCCUCCUCUGCUCAGGCCAUGAUGUCAGCGACGGAGGUCUCAUCACCUGCCUGCUAGAGACAGCCUUUGCUGGAAAUUGUGGGAUAGAGGUGGAUGUCCCUGCCCCUGGGGUCGAUGCGCUGCCUGUACUGUUCGCUGAGGAGCCAGGCCUUGUGCUGGAGCUGCAGGAGCCAGACCUGGCCCCAGUGCUGAUGCGUUACCGGGAUGCCGGCCUCCACUGCCUGGAGCUGGGCCGCACAGGCGCUGUCGGGCCCCACGCCAUGGUCCGGGUAUCAGUGAACGGGGCUGUGGUUCUGGAGGAGCCUGUUGGGCAGCUACGAGCCCUCUGGGAGGAGACCAGUUUCCAGCUGGACCGGCUGCAGGCAGAGCCACACUGUGUGGCCCAGGAAGAGCGGGGGCUGAGGGAGCGGACAGGGCCCACCUACUGCCUGCCCCCCACCUUUCCCAAAGCUUCCGUGCCUCACGAGCCUGGGGGUCCUGCCCCCCGAGUUGCCAUCUUUCGAGAAGAGGGCAGUAACGGAGACCGGGAGAUGGCCGAUGCCUUCCACUUGGCUGGGUUUGAGGUGUGGGAUGUGACCAUGCAGGACCUCUGCUCUGGCGCGAUCGGGCUGGACACGUUCCGAGGCGUGGCCUUCGUGGGUGGCUUCAGUUAUGCGGACGUCCUGGGCUCCGCCAAAGGGUGGGCAGCUGCUGUGACCUUUAACCCACAGGCCGGGGCUGAGCUGAGGCGCUUCCGGCAGCGGCCAGACACCUUCAGCCUGGGCGUGUGUAACGGCUGCCAGCUGCUGGCCCUGCUGGGCUGGGUGGGAGGCAUUCCCAGUGAGGAGGUGGCAGAGAUGGGCCACGAGUCCUGGCCGGCGAGGCCAGGCCUCCUGCUGCGCCACAACCGGUCUGGGCGCUUCGAGUCGCGCUGGGCCAGCGUGCGUGUGGGGCCCGGGCCGGCCCUGAUGCUGCGAGGGAUGGAGGGCGCUGUGCUGCCCGUGUGGAGCGCCCAUGGGGAAGGUUACAUGGCAUUUUCUUCCCCGGAACUCCAAGCCCAGAUUGAGGCCAGAGGCUUGGCUCCGCUGCACUGGGCGGAUGACGACGGGAACCCCACGGAACAGUACCCCCUGAAUCCCAAUGGAUCCCCAGGGGGCGUAGCUGGCGUCUGCUCCCCCGAUGGCCGCCACCUGGCUCUCAUGCCUCACCCUGAGCGGUCUGUGAGGCCUUGGCAGUGGGCAUGGCGACCGCCUCCAUUUGAUGCUCUCUCCACCUCCCCCUGGCUGCAGCUCUUCAUCAAUGCCCGGGACUGGACCCUGGAAGCAGGCUGCUGAGCAGGCCGGAGAGGCUCCCUUGGGCCCCGUGGUUUGUACCCGGGGUGUCUUUAGAAGUACCUCAUGUUAUUUCCAAGUGUGUCUUGGACAGACAGGGACCAAGAUGCCAAAAAAAAAACCUCAGCUAAUUUUAUUAAUUUGCCUGCCUUUGCCUUAUGCUGUUGGAUCUGUUUUCAGUUUUGUUCUAACAUUUUUGUCCUUUGUGGGCCUGGGAAGCAACAUGUGGUCCAGAGAAAAGAGCCUGCGGUGGGAAGUUGGAAUGCAUGGGGGGAUGGGGAGGGUGCUUCACAGCCGCGCGUCACUCAUGUCACUUAUCUGGGCUCGGAGGGAUGUCCCACACCUCCGUACCUCAUCGCCAGGGUUUAGGGGAUGGGUGCGGACAAAAGCAGGCCAGUCAGGCCCUCAGCGUUCUCAUCUGAAAACCAGCAGACGCUUUCUGGAUUCUUCUUUUUAAAUGCAGUGCUGUGCUCAGUGUAAGCAGUUGUUGGCAGCUUCUGUAACAGUGUGUCCAGCUGAGUCGUAGGGCUGCCCUGGUUCUGGCCUCUGAACUCAAUAGUCCUGAUGUUUGCUUCUCCUAAUUUAGCAGCUCGCUUCCUGACAGAAGUGGUCAUCACCCUCAUCCCUGGCACUGAGCCUUUAGUAGGCAUUUAUUCAUUCCUUUGUUCAUUCUAUUAAUGUUCAGUGAUUUGCUGCAGUGCCAAGCACUGUCACUGCUGCCAGGCAGUUUAUGGUCUGAUAGGAUUCAAAAUAGUAUGUGUAUGUGGUGUGUGUGUAUAUAUAUAUAUAUAUAUAUACACACACCACACACCACAAAGUAUUAUUCAGCCACAAGAAAGAAGGAAAUCCUGCUGUUUGCAACAACGUGGAUGGACCUUGAAGGCAUUAUACGCAGUGAAAUAAGUCAGACAGAGAAAGACAAGUACCGUAUGACCUCACUUAUACGUAGAAUCUAAAAAUAGCUGAACUCAUAGAAACAGAGCCCAGAAUGGUGGAUGGGGGCAAAGGGGAUGUUGGUCAAAGGGUACAAACUUCCAGAUGUUAGAUGAAUAAGUUCUGGGGAUCUAAUGUACAGUGUAGUGAUUAUAGCGACUAAUACUAUAUUACAUACUUGAAAGUUGCUAUGAGAGUAGAGCUUAAAUGUACUCACUGGGAAAACAGAACAGUAAUUAUGUGAUGUGAUGCAGGUGUAAGGUAUGGCGAUAGUCAUCUGCUGUGUAGCAUCAACGCUUUGUACACCUUAAACUCACAUAAUAUGAUAUGUCAGUUAUAUCUCAAUAAAGCUGAAAAAAUUCUCUGUAUGUGUUACCAUGAGCCAAGCAUAUGCUAGGCAUUUUAUAUAUAUCUAAAUUAUUUUUCAUAAGAGUUCAGCAAGGUACUUGAUAGGUGCCCCCCUCCCUUUUUAAAACAAAGGGAGAAAUAAGGUUAAAUCAAUUGCAGCAUCUGCUUCCUGCUGUCCCGAAGUCACAUUUCCGGGAGGCAGCAUUGUCAGGGCUUCUUGCUGACAGCUGUCCUUGUUUCCUUCGCUCACAAGACUGUGUAUAGAGGCCACUUCCUCAUGACUGUCAUAACUGUCCUGUUGUACAGCUCAAGUCAAUUUGCCCCCUAAAUAGCUCAACGUCUUGAUUAAAGAAAUUUCCCUGAGAAUGGAGACUGGACUCUCAGAUCCUGAGGGCGCUGGGCCUUCAGGGAAGCGGGAGGCUGAGUGGUGCACUCCUGGUAGAGUAGCCUAAGGAGAGACUGAUAAAACAGUGUUAGGUUGUGGCUAUGGAGACAAUAACCAUUUCAGGUCUUUCUCAUUGCUUUGCUAACUGACCUGAUGC